CUGGGAAGGCCAUGCUUAGCCUCGGCCCCCUCGCGAGCCCGGCGCUGGUCGCGGGCCCGACCGCGAGCGGCGCGAGCCCGGCGACGGUCGCGGGCCCGACGGCGGCCGCGCCUCGCGCGCUGCGGCGCGCGUCGCCGGUGAUGCAGAUGGCCUUCAACGAUCUGUACGACCCCUACUACAACCCGUACCAGCCGAUUGCGACCGACACGCUGGGCACCUACCGCGACCCAUACUACCCGGGGCCAUUCUACGGCCCGCCUGGCGCGUACGGCUGGGGAGGCUACUACGGUGGCUACGGGCCCUGGGUCGGCUACGGCAUUGGGCCCUGGAACGGCGACGGCUACCGAGGCGUCCCUCGCACGCGGGCAGAGGCGCGGAUGGAGGCACGCGCUUACGGGAAGGCCGCGCAGCUUGCGUACGCGCCCGGGGCGCAAGAGUACGGCGCGAGCCCGGCGCAGCAGGCGGAGAUGGCCAAGCAGCGGGCCGAGGCGGCGCAGGCGCAGGCGAGCCAGGCGCAGGCAGAGGCGGAGGCGGCGGUCGAGGCGGCGCGGGUGGAGGAGGAGCAGGCAAAGGUGCGCGAGGAGGAGGCGGCGCGGUUGCAGCAGGCGGCCGCGGAGGCGAGGGAACGCGCCGAGGCCUCCGCGCGCAUGGCGGCCGAGGAUGCCUCCAAGGCGUUCGAGGCGGAGACGGCCGCCGCGACGAUGCCGGGGACGAUGCCGGGGCAGUACUACGGGAACGCCGCCUACGGGAACACCGCCUACGGGAACGCCGCCGCCCCCUACGGCGGCGCUCCCCCCGCUAGCAACCGCGCGCAGGGCGGCCGCCGCGACCGGCCGCGCUACCUCGAGGACUCGGUCGGGCAGGGAGGGCAGAGCCUCGGGGACUCCAACAUGCAGCUCUGAGGGCGGUCGUGCCGCCGCUGCUUGAGGGCUGGCCGCGCCGCCGCCCAUUCCAUUCUCUUCGACCCGUCCGAUGUGUCGUCGAUUUGCUCUACGACCGGUCCGGUUUGGUCGGCGUCGAGGCACUCGCGAGGAAGGGGUCGGGGCCGACGCGAGGGGAGACGCGGCCAGCGCGCGGGGGCUGAGGGCACGACCCGGCAGCGUUCCUCGGAGGCUGACGGGUUGUGUCCGAGAGCGGAUCGGGUCUCUGACUGAAGGACCGCGUCGCGCGCAGGACUUUUCGCGUUUCAUUUCACGCUGUGUGUGCUCUCUUUUAGCUACGUGUUAAUGUACCUAUGUGCGUGUUGACUUGUUGUCGUCAUGGUGUCAAAAAGUUUAGGACGAA
Messenger RNA from Emiliania huxleyi CCMP1516, 1284 nucleotides. RefSeq lists its product as hypothetical. The transcript is spliced from 2 exons. The record is from RefSeq and is a predicted model, not a curated record. NCBI's taxonomy places the organism in Eukaryota, Haptophyta, Isochrysidales, Noelaerhabdaceae. Bases 12 to 902 code for a protein of 296 amino acids.